This is a messenger RNA of Sclerotinia borealis F-4128, 1287 nucleotides long. NCBI's taxonomy places the organism in Eukaryota, Fungi, Ascomycota, Leotiomycetes, Helotiales, Sclerotiniaceae. The record is from the annotation of a GenBank genome assembly.
AUGCCUGCCUCGCGCCACUUACCCGCAAAGGUCAACCCGUUGAUGACCGAGGAGAUCCCACCUUAUGAGACUUUGGUCGCUAGAAGAAGAUUGGGACAGACAGAUCUUGCUGUAAAGACAGGCCAGCUCAAUACGUCGAACUCUACCCGGCCAAAGAACUUAGGCACUUUCGACUACGCGCAUCUACGUGCUCCGUUGCCCAAAGGAAUUCACAGCGGUAUCUUUAAGCCUUCGCCCGCCUCGUACUUUCUUAUGCGCCGUAGCAAUGAUGGCUAUAUCAGCGCAACUGGCAUGUUCAAAGCCACAUUCCCUUACUCGGAGACUGCGGAGGAGGAGAUGGAACGUCGUUAUAUCAAGAGCCUGUCAACAACCUCUGUAGAUGAGACCGCAGGAAAUGUCUGGAUCCCACCUCACCAUGCGCUUGAGCUUGCGGAGGAAUAUCAAAUCUUGCCAUGGAUCAAAGCUCUCCUUGAUAACGCGCCAAUUGAAGUUAAUCCAACUAAAGACGCGGCACCUAAAUCAAUCGCGCCCCCUCCAAGGUUUGACUUCAAAGAUCUCGCGUCAAUUCCCGCACCAAAAUUACAUUUAGAAGAGGCCCCUCAAAUCUCCCCUCCCGAGACCCUAGCCGCAGCAACUUCAAUUCGUAGCCGGCCUCGCCGAUCCGCAUCACCUACUAAAUAUGCAUCUCCAUCCCCACGCAAGAUCGCUCGAGUACGCAAACCAAGCGCUAGAUUAGCAAGUGUGGAACCCGCUGCGGCUGCUACAAACAACGAACUCGAGCAAGUUCAAGAAAACGGAGAUGUUGAGGCUGAGGAGGAGAAAGUAGAAUCCACAGAAUCCACAGCUUCCGAGCUGUUUAGGGGAGAACCAAGAGAAGAGGCUGAGGAGCCGACGGUCAAAGUCAAUGUUAACACUGAUGUUGAGGUUAAUGGUGAUGUCGAGACAACCCGCACUCAUGUACAGGUCGAGAUGCCAGCUAGCUCGUCAGACCUCCCUUUGCCAGAGGAUACUGACGCCAUGAUCGCCAAGGCGAAAGAAAUGGUGGAGGCUGCCGUAAAACAAAAUAGCGUGAUCUCUACUGGCUCAAAGCAAGUGAAGAGAAAAGCUGACGAGUUUGAGGAAGACAUAGAUGACGAAGAGGAAGAAUCCUUGGACGCCGUUCCGGCCAAGAAGAUUAAGGUUGAAUCUGACUUGAAGAAGGAGAGAAUCAAGACUCGAGCCUUAAUUGGACUGAGUGCUACUUUGGCAAUCGGUGCAAUGAUUCCAUAUGUGUUUGGCGCAUUUUAA